UGGAGCGGAGGCUCCUUACUCGAUGCAAGAGACCAUCACCACCCCUGCGAUGCCCACGCCGCCGACGUCGGCGUCCCACUCACCCCCGAGCAACGAUGACAUCGAGAAGGUCAUCCAGAUGGCCACCGCGGCCGCAGGGAACGACAAUCGGACCCUCCCGCUGCGAGACACCCGGACGCAGCUGUUUGUCGCAAACCUGCCGUAUCGUGUGAGGUGGCAGGACCUGAAGGACCUGUUCCGGAAGUCAGGCACGGUGCUGCGGGCAGACGUGUCCCUGGGCCCGGAUAACCGCUCCAGGGGGUACGGAACGGUGCUGCUCGCUACGGCCGAGGACGCAGGACGGGCCGUGGACAUGUUCAACGGAUACGAGUGGCAGCAUCGCACGCUUGACGUCAGGGCGGACCGGAUGCGCGAUUUCGACCAGCCGUUUCCAGAGUUUGAAGAGGACGUUGGUCCGAUUGGGAAAACACUUUUCGUCGGGAACCUUCCGUUCCAUGUUCAGUGGCAAGACCUCAAGGAUCUAUUCCGACAGGCUGGCACGAUCGUUCGCGCGGACGUGGCUUUGGGACCGGAUGGGAGAUCUCGUGGGUUUGGUACGGUGCUGUUCGCAACAGAGAAAGAUGCACGGAAGGCAGUUUCGAUGUUUUCUGGAUACGACCUAAAUGGACGGCCUCUCAAGGUGCACUACGAUAAAUUUGCGCAAAACGGCGCAACCCAACAGCAUCCCUUCGAUCUGGGCCACCUCGCUUCAUCGCCCUUUGAUCUGUCCUACAAAAGCGAGCCGUACCACGGAGACUUGUUUGGCCAGUUUCCGGUUCCCGCGCCAGCGGUGCAUCCAAAUGCAUUCGACACGGGGGGACUAGGAUCGCCGAUUUCCAUGGCGCUGCAUACUCAAAUGCAACAACUACACCUCGACUCGCGUACUCCGAUACCGCAUAAGCCGCCGCCGCCGCUCGUCGAUCCAUCAUUAGCUGUGAAGCAAGGUCUGCCAACAUCCGGGGCGGCGCCGAAUCCAGCUGCACCUCCUCCUCUGUCACCUGGCAGCAGUCCGACGAGCUCGAAGCGGGCCUCGGCUUCGCCCCAUCCACAUCACCCGGGGCCAAUAGCGCUGCCGCCGCCAGCAUUGCCGCCAGGAGGAGCGAACCCUGGCUUCGGGCUGCUGACACCGCUAGGUCUGCCCCCGAUCACACCAAGCAUGCCUCCCUUCUCCUUCCUGCCGAUGCCUUCUCCGGGGAUAUCGCCGGGGCAACCCUACCUCGGGAUGGGGCCGCCGACUGCCGCGCAUUUCAUGAACGGGACGCCAUUAGCGACGCCAACGUCGCCGAUGUUCCCGAUGUAUGCUAUGUCGCCUGGCGCCUUCUGGGGCCGGCCCGGUGAGGGUGCGGUGUAUGCUGCUCCUGUCGGGCAGCCACCAGCCCCUUACGGGCCGUUUGCCGGGAGUCCAGGAGUGUUUGGGAUGCACCCGAUGGGGCCGCCGCCGCCGGUCGGGCCGACACCCGUGAUGGCUAUGGAGCCCAGCGGAUACUUUGACUUUUUGCCCACUGUCGAGAAGGAGAUCAUGAAGGAGCCAGCGAUCGCGAAGCCGGGGGAUGGGGCUGAGAACUCCGUAUGCAAACCGGCGGAUCCGUCACCCGACAACGCGCAGACACUGUCUCCUGGAAAACCUCCACCUCCACCCUCCGAUUAACUGUACUGUUCUGCUACUUACUGAUCUGGGUCCAUUGCCGUCGCAUCUUUCGCUCUUGCAUCUUCAUAGCAUAAUAUAUAUCAUAUCUCAUCCAGCAAUGCAUCAUCACCUAUCCGAAUGUUCUCUGGAGACUCUCUUUUGAUCAGACACGCACCCGUGGCACGGAACACAGUACAUCACUUUUCUGACACCCACUGGAAGACACGGCGUGGACUGCCCUGCCCUUCGUCCAUUCUUUCAUGUAUAGAGUGAUUCGCAUAACCUAGCGUCUGCCUGGGUUCCUGCGCCCUGUGGAUGCUCGGACUCUGGUUCGCCAGUGGUUCUUCGGCUGAGUCCACUUUGCUGUGGCUCACCACCCUCUAGUAGGAGAUCAUUCAUUGAUCUAAGGUUCGCGGGACUCGCUGGAAGCUUGGACGGGGCGGGCCAUUUUCUCUCUUUUUCUCACUCGCACUCGCACUCAGUAACGUGGCAUGGUCGUCCCUUCAAUCAAUGAAGAGACCCGAGCGCUUUUUCAGUGAGAUUCGUGUGGAUUCUUUUUUCCUUGUUUCAAUGGAUUCGUAUUGCGAAUGACAAAAAGUAGUUGUAGCCGUAUCAUGAAACUCUUCGGAUGUAGGAAGAAUCGUCAGAGCGAUUAAGAGGGCGUCGUUCGAGACCAUCAAUACAAACUCGCAAGGAGUCUGCCCAGCAGCGUGUCAGCAUCAACAGAACGUUGACUCGACGCCGAAGGCAGGUUGUGGUUCAGCAACAACAAGCAUGAGCCGUGACGCAAACUUAUAUAGGCGCGUCCGGCAAUUUCCGUGAUCCGCGCCGAUGCCGAUGAUCCGCUGUACUACUUUUGGGGCGGUGGUCAGUGCUUCAGAAUCUCACCACCAUGUCUUUCAACUUCAGAGGCUGGUUCUCUGGUUUGUUCUCAGCGCCUCCGGCCCUAUCCAGGAUGCGUCUUGGCCCGGAGGAAAGCACAGACAACGCCCUGAUGCUCCAAUUCUUCACCUGGGAUGCGCUCCAAAGCGACAUGAGCUGGUGGGCGCAUGUGGAGCGCGAGGUCCCCGGGCUGUCCGAGAUGGGUUUCACGCAGUUCUGGCUCCCUCCGCCGAACAAAGGUGCGGAACCCCUCGGUCGGGGCUACGAUGCAUACGACCUCUGGGAUCUCGGUACGGUCCCGACGAGGUGGGGAACGCGCGAGGAGUUCCUCCGGGCUUGCGAUGGUGCGAAGAAGCAUGGGGUGGACAUUCUCAUCGACGCGGUCCUCAAUGUCCGUCUUCGGUGCCUUGCUAUCCCGUCAUUGAACCUGCCCACACAGCACAAACUCGGCGCGGACCGGUUCGAGAGCUUCCCUGCCGUCCAGGUCAAUCCGGACAAUCGGAUGCAGGACAUGGGGCCUGCACGGGAGAUUGAUGGAUGGACCGCCUUUGAUUUCGAAGGCAGAGGCACUAGGUGCGACACUCGAGCGCGUUGCGCUAAUGUGUGUUUAUCAUGCGACAGUACAGCAGCUUCCGAUGGAACCAGGAGCAUUUCACCGGACUCGACUGGGAUCAUAAGACACAGACCAAGGCUAUCUUUCGGAUUUCAGGCAAAGGACGGAAGGGAUGGUCACAAUAUGUGCAUCCAGCUCGUGUCCACGGAACUCGGAAACUACGACUAUCUUCUAGGUAUUGAUAUAGACCACAGACAUCCGGACGUACAGAAAGAUCUGUUGGAUUGGGGCUUGUGGAUCACUGAGACCACGGGCGCGUCAGGAUUCAGGCUGGAUGCUAUCAAACACAUGGACCGCCGGUUUUUGUACACUUUCCUGAAUCAUGUGAGGAACGCCCAUCCUCAGAUGUUUGCCGUCUGCAAGUCCAGAGUAUUGGUCCUCCGAAGCAGUAUCAAAGAUGUGGCCGGCUAUAUCAAAGCAUUCAAAGGCCAGGUAUGGGACUCUUUCUCCCUUGUUCAGCGUUCUUACAUUCACAUUGAGACCGCUUUCUUCGACGUGCCUCUGCAUCACAACUUCCAUCUCGCAAGCAAGCAAGGGUCCCGAUACGAUCUCCGCAAGAUACUAGACAACACGAUCGUCAAGUGGAAACCUGGUGAUGCCGUCACCUUUGUCGACAAUCACGACACAGUCAUCGGGCAAAGUCUCGAAAGCUGGGUCGGCGACGACUUCAAACUGCAAGCCUACGCGCUCAUCCUUCUCCGCGGACAUGGUCACCCAUGCGUGUUCUAUGGGGACCUGUAUCCCAACAAGGAGUGCUUCAACCCCCGGAUCGCACAGGCGCUGCGACUGCUGAUCGAAGCGCGCAAGCGAUUUGCAUAUGGCGCCUGCGUGGACUACCGCACAGACAAGAACUGCAUUGGAUUCGUGCGCCACGGCGAUUCCACGCGCCCGGGAUGCGUGGUUGUAUUGAGCAACAGAGACCCUGUCGCUGGGGCUGCGCACGAUCAAAUACGCAUGUCGGUCGGGCGGACCCUCGCGGGUCAGACAUUUGUCAGUUUCCUGACUCCCCAGGACAGCGGAGUGCAAGUCGAGUCUGAUGGAUCGGCCGUCUUCUCCUGUCCCCCGAACCAAGUACAAAUCUGGACACAAGCCUAAUCUUACAACAUUUAUGUACCGUAAUUAUCAAUGCUGCUACACCCCGCCACUAAUCAAAGAAACUAUCUUCCGUCGUCAUCACACUCUCCGCACCCGACGGCCGGCUUUUGUCGCUCGGAGGGCUGUCAUCUGAUCUCGACCGGUCCUCGAGUGCAAUCGCGCGGCUGAGGUGCGUCGUUGCGGCCUCUCCCCCCAUGUGCGCGAGCUCGUGCUGCUGCUGCGCGCCAUCGAAUAUGACAGCGGUUUCUUCCAGGGUGCGGCCUUUGGUCUCGACGAUGUAGAACCAGACAAACACCAACUCGAUGACGAGCCAGCCGACGUAGACAAGAUAGUACCACCAUCCGAUCGCAUCGAUGGCCCUGAUGGCGGCAGUUCACGUGAGGGGCAAUUCCAGAUGAAUAGACAGAAAGCACUGACCAUGGAUUCACAAACUGGUUGAAUGCCGUGGUAAGGAACACCGUGAGAUUCUGUGUCGGUCAAGCACAAUCACAUGGACGCGGCAGGCCCCACUGACCAUCAGGGCGAACCCCUUGGCUCGGAUUUUGUACGGGAGAAUCUCGAGUGUAUACGCCACCAACAUCGGGGUGUACGCCAGGUCGUAGAAAAAGUAGAAGAUGAAGAUGAUCGGGAUCGUGGCUGGCACCGGUCCGCGUCAGCAAUCCGCCGGCAGAGGCAAAAUUCCGGGCGAUGCAAGUGGAGAACCACACACACCUUUGGCUGCAGCAGUCUUGUGCAGGCUGUUGAAGAUGCCCUCGCUGAUGGUCCACAAGAUGAACGCCGCGAGCAUUCCCGCAUUCGACACCAGGAACAGCGUCCGGCGUCCGACGUAGUCCACCAGGAACGACGCCAGCACCGCCACGAGGAAGUUGAACACCUGGAGCGCAGCGUUGAUGCCUGCUUUGGUCUUGGUACCCGAGAUCCCGACGCCGUUGAGGACAAGGUUGAUGUAGUAGCUGACCAGGCCAUUGCCGGACCACUGCGAGAAGACGGCGAUCGCCAGUAUGAUCCGCAUGCGCUUCCGGUUGCCUGGCGUCGUAAGCAGCGACCAGUAAGUGCCUCGGUCGAUGUCCUCCUGCACCCUCAAGGCAUGCCGGAUCUGGGCGACUUCAAACUGCACGAGAGGAUGGGGGCCGAUCUCGCCAUUCGCAUGGUACUGAGUCAGAAUCUUGGUGGCCUUGCCUUCCUGGGAGAAGAUCAGUACCCGGUCCGCAUUGCAUCCGGUGGAAAGAAACACCCACAAAGCCUUUGGACAACAGAAACCGUGGUGAUUCUGGCACGAACCUGGAACCAGUUGAGUUAAGUCCCAUUCUCGAUAGCGCGGGGUCAAUACCAGAUGAGCGUGACUUGCAUCAUCGGAAAAACAGCCUGGACGAGAAUGAAUGCCGACAUAAUGCUUCCCAGAUACCAGUUAGAGUUGUACAGGGCAGUGAUCUUCCCCCGCUGCGUCGGAUACGCUAGUUCGAUCAGAAGAAGCGGCGCCGCAUUCAAGCAGAAUGAAAGCCCCAGUCCAACUGUCCAUCCCGUAAAUGCGAUGAUCCAGAGGGGAGAUGGGAGAGAACACACUUAGAAUACGCCCGCAGAUCAACACUGUGACAGUCCACGCCGAAAUCUGCAGGGCGACCCCUGCGAGCAUGAUGACAGAUCCUAGAAACAACGUCGGGCGUCGUCCCAGGGAGUCAGAUGCGAGCGGUGUGAACGGCAAGGCCUUCAGACAAGAUCAGCGGUGAAAUCAGUUCAGAUCAGACUGAAG
Mycena citricolor is the source of this 6006-nucleotide messenger RNA. The record is from the annotation of a GenBank genome assembly. NCBI's taxonomy places the organism in Eukaryota, Fungi, Basidiomycota, Agaricomycetes, Agaricales, Mycenaceae.